AGUGUUGGUGGACUGGCUUGGAAGCAGUUCAGUUUGGAAGCCUGAUUGGAGAGCUCACGAAAAUAGAAAGUGAGGACAUAAAGGCAUCAUCCUACAACGGCUGAAUCACUAAGUGAAAUUUCUGACAGUCUGGAUGUUCUGGAGGCCGGUGAUGAGGGAAAGAAGAAAUGCAAAUUUAAAGCCCUUAAGAGCUUUUUUGUUAAGAAGAAGGAAAAAGAAGCCGAAGAUACCCAGGAAGAAGAAAUGCUAGAACUGAGCUUGUCCAGCAGCAACAUUAACAUCUCUUCUCUGCAGCCCGUUCGGGAAAAUCAACCAACUAAGGCCAGGGCCAAGAGCAGCAUGGGGAGCAAAGCCCUAUCCCAUGAUAGCAUCUUCAUGUUGGGUCCUGAGCCUGAAAGAUCAGCAAGUAAAAUGUUUCCUUCUAUGGAUCCCCAGAGAGGCAGACCUCAGCAGAGAUCCCAUAUUUCCAGAACUCUGCCUAAACCUAGGAGUAAGGUUCCUGGAGUUGUGUCUGGAGCCAUGUCAGGAGCUGUGCUUCAAAAUGUGCCUACAAGUGCAGUCUGGGUUGCUGGCCCCAAGAUCACUGAGAACCCACCAUCACGCCGACGCCGACUCAGCAUCAUCCCACCUGUUAUCCAACCUGAAAUAAUUUCUAAGAACUUGGUAGAAAUCUCUCUCGAUCAUGAGUCACCUAAGAAUCCACAAAAGAAGGCUUUACCACAUAAGAGUUUGACAGCGACUCAGAGCUUCUCUGAGUUAUCAUCUGGACCUGAUUGCUCACAGUCCUUGACUGCAUUUGCCACGCUUGCCUCUACCAGCAGCACCCAGCUGCCCAUUGGUUUCAGCACCCCAGCCACCACCCAGGGCUGUUUGGAUUCUUCAGCUGCUCGCCACAAAAUGACUUUAAAUCCCCGCAAACAAAAGAAGAACCUUCAAGUGAUUGUGGAACCAAAGGAGGAGGAGCCAAACCUUCCAUUGGUUUCUGAAGAAGAAAAGAGCAUAACCAAACCAAAAGAAAUCAACGAAAAGAAGCUGGGAAUGGACAGUGCAGAUUCCUCAAGCCAGAAACAGAACAACAAAACUGAGAUGUAUGAUAAGAAGACAACAGACCAGGCUCCAAACACUGAUGCUUCUCGGAGUCAGGGCUAUCCAAUGUCAGCAGCAUAUGGAAGAAGAUGGAGAAGAAAAGGAGCAAGUGUUUCAGGAUUGAGUGGGUGUGAAUUCAAAGGAAGAAGCCUUAAACAAUCCAGUGAAGGGUAUGGCCUGGGCGAUAGAGCUGGGUCUUCACCUACCAAUAAGACUGCCAGGAAUGUCCCUUUCUCACACUUGUCCUUAGAGAAGGACAACAUGGAGCAGCCUACAACUUCACAACCAGAAACCACUACCCCUCAGGGGUUGCUUUCAGAUAAAGAUGACAUGGGAAGGAGAAAUGCUGGCAUAGAUUUCGGAUCCAGAAAAGCAUCAGCAGCACAGCCCAUACCUGAAAACAUGGACAAUUCCAUGGUUAGUGAUCCACAACCAUACCAUGAAGAUGCAGCUUCUGGAGCUGAGAAGACAGAAGCCAGAGCUUCUCUCUCACUGAUGGUGGAAAGCCUUUCUACAACCCAAGAGGAGGCCAUUCUCUCAGUAGCAGCAGAGGCUCAGGUGUUUAUGAAUCCUUCUCAUAUCCAGUUAGAAGAUCAAGAAGCUUUCAGCUUUGAUUUACAAAAGGCCCAAUCCAAAAUGGAGUCAGCCCAGGAUGUUCAAACUAUCUGCAAAGAAAAGCCUUCUGGAAAUGUUCACCAGACCUUUACAGCAAGUGUUUUGGGUAUGACAAGUACUACAGCCAAAGGAGAUGUUUAUGCCAAGACUCUGCCUCCCAGAAGCCUUUUUCAGUCCUCAAGGAAGCCUGAUGCUGAAGAAGUCUCCUCAGAUUCAGAGAAUAUUCCUGAGGAGGGGGAUGGUUCUGAAGAACUGGCUCAUGGUCACUCUUCCCAGUCCUUGGGGAAGUUUGAAGAUGAACAAGAAGUCUUCUCAGAAUCAAAAAGUUUUCUUGAGGACUUGAGCAGCUCUGAGGAGGAGCUGGACCUCAGAUGCCUCUCCCAGGCUUUAGAGGAGCCUGAAGAUGAAGAAGUCUUCACAGAAUCAAGCAGUUAUGUUGAAAAGUACAACACUUCUGAUGAUUGCAGCAGCUCAGAGGAAGACCUGCCUCUCAGACACCCUGCUCAGGCCUUGGGAAAGCCCAAAAACCAACAAGAAGUCUCCUCUGCUUCAAAUAAUACUCCUGAAGAGCAGAAUGAUUUUAUGCAGCAGCUGCCUUCCAGAUGCCCUUCUCAGCCCAUUAUGAAUCCUACUCUUCAGCAACAAGUCCCCACCAGUUCAGUGGGCACUUCUAUAAAACAGAGCGAUUCCGUGGAGCCAAUCCCUCCAAGACACCCUUUCCAGCCAUGGGUGAACCCUAAAGUGGAGCAAGAAGUUUCGUCAUCUCCAAAGAGCUUGGCUGUUGAAGAGAGCAUUUCUAUGAAGCCUCUGCCUCCUAAACUUCUUUGCCAGCCCUUGAUGAAUCCUAAAGUUCAACAAAACAUGUUCUCAGGUUCAGAGGACAUUGCUGUUGAGAGAGUCAUUUCUGUGGAGCCACUACUCCCCAGAUAUUCUCCUCAGUCCUUGACAGAUCCUCAAAUCCGGCAAAUCUCUGAAAGCACAGCUGUUGAGGAAGGCACUUAUGUGGAACCGCUGCCUCCCAGAUGCCUUUCCCAGCCCUCGGAGAGGCCUAAGUUCCUGGACUCAAUGACUACUUCUGCAGAAUGGAGCAGUCCUGUGGCACCAACACCUUCCAAAUACACUUCCCAGCCAUGGGUGACCCCUAAAUUUGAGGAACUGUAUCAACUCUCUGCACAUCCAGAAAGCACUACUGUUGAAGAGGAUAUUUCUAAGGAGCAGCUGCUUCCCAGACAUCUUUCCCAGCUGACGGUGGGAAAUAAAGUCCAGCAACUGUCCUCAAAUUUCGAGCGGGCUGCUAUUGAGGCAGACAUUUCUGGGAGUCCAUUGCCUCCCCAAUAUGCUACCCAGUUCUUAAAGAGGUCUAAAGUUCAGGAAAUGACCUCACGACUAGAGAAAAUGGCUGUUGAAGGCACUUCUAACAAAUCACGGAUUCCCAGGCGUCCGACCCAGUCAUUCGUGAAAUUUAUGGCACAGCAAAUCUUUUCAGAGAGCUCUGCUCUUAAGAGGGGCAGUGAUGUGGCACCUCUGCCUCCCAAUCUUCCUUCCAAAUCUUUAUCAAAGCCUGAAGUCAAGCACCAAGUUUUCUCAGAUUCAGGGAGUGCUAAUCCUAAGGGAGGCAUUUCUUCAAAGAUGCUACCUAUGAAGCACCCUUUACAGUCCUUGGGGAGGCCUGAAGACCCACAGAAAGUUUUCUCUUAUUCAGAGAGAGCUCCUGGGAAGUGCAGCAGUUUUAAAGAGCAGCUGUCUCCCAGGCAGCUUUCCCAGGCCUUGAGGAAACCUGAGUAUGAGCAAAAAGUCUCCUCUGUUUCUGCCAGUUCUCCUAAAGAGUGGAGGAAUUCUAAAAAGCAGCUGCCUCCCAAACAUUCUUCCCAAGCCUCAGAUAGGUCUAAAUUCCAGCCACAGAUGUCAUCAAAGGGCCCAGUGAAUGUACCUGUAAAGCAGAGCAGUGGUGAGAAGCACCUGCCUUCAAGUAGUCCUUUCCAGCAACAGGUUCAUUCAAGUUCUGUGAAUGCUGCUGCUAGGCGAUCUGUUUUUGAGAGCAAUUCUGACAACUGGUUCCUAGGAAGAGAUGAAGCUUUUGCAAUCAAAACCAAGAAAUUCAGCCAAGGUUCCAAAAACCCCAUAAAGAGCAUUCCAGCCCCUGCUACCAAACCUGGGAAGUUCACCAUUGCUCCUGUCAGGCAAACAUCCACUUCUGGGGGCAUUUACUCUAAGAAAGAAGAUCUUGAGAGUGGUGAUGGUAAUAAUAACCAGCAUGCAAACCUAUCCAAUCAGGAUGAUGUUGAAAAGCUUUUUGGAGUUCGACUGAAAAGAGCCCCUCCCUCGCAGAAGUAUAAGAGUGAGAAACAAGAUAACUUCACCCAGCUUGCUUCAGUGCCCUCGGGCCCAAUUUCAUCCUCUGUAGGCAGGGGACAUAAAAUCAGAAGCACUUCCCAGGGGCUCCUGGAUGCUGCAGGGAACCUCACCAAAAUAUCUUACGUUGCAGAUAAGCAACAGAGCAGGCCCAAAUCUGAAAGCAUGGCCAAGAAGCAACCUGCUUGCAAGACCCCAGGAAAGCCUGCUGGUCAACAGUCAGAUUAUGCUGUCUCAGAGCCAGUUUGGAUAACUAUGGCAAAGCAGAAGCAGAGGAGUUUCAAGGCCCACAUUCCUGUGAAAGAGCUGAAAACUAAGAGCAGUGCUGGAGCCGAUGCUGAGACUAAGGAGCCUAAAUAUGGGGGAGCUGGCUCUGCAAAUGAAAACCAACCUAAAAAGAUGUUCACUUCCAGUGUCCAUAAACAGGAGAAGACAGCACAGAUGAAGCCACCUAAGCCUACAAAAUCAGUUGGAUUUGAAGGUCAGAAGAUACUGCAAGUUCCUGCCAUGGAAAAAGAAACCAAACGAUCUUCAACUCUCCCAGCCAAGUUCCAGAACCCAGUUGAGCCAGUUGAGCCUGUCUGGUUCUCACUGGCCAGGAAGAAAGCCAAAGCAUGGAGCCACAUGGCAGAAAUCACGCAAUAAAGAGCUCUUGUGUGGAGCAUCAGCAUUUAUUUUAUUUAGUUUUUUUUUUUUUUUUUUUUUUUUUUUGAGACGGAGUCUCGCUCUGUUACCCAGACUGGAGUGCAGUGGCGCGAUCUCCGCUCACUGCAAGCUCCGCCUCCCGGGUUCACGCCACUCUUCCGCCUCAGUCUCCCGACUAGCUGGGACUACAGGCGCCCGCCAUCACGCCCGGCUAAUUUUGUUUUCGUAUUUUUAGUAGAGACGGGGUUUCACCAUGUUGGCCAGGAUGGUCUUGAUCUCCUGACCUCGUGAUCCACCCGCCUCGGCCUCCCAAAAGCUGGGAUUACAGGCGUGAGCCACCGCGCCCGGCCAAGCAUCAGCAUUUUAAAUGAUAAUUGCUAAUAGCUGUAUUAAUUCUAUGUAGUGAUCUUUUUACUGUGACCACUUGUAUUAAGCAAAAUAAGUAUUAAGCAAACUAAGAAUUUAUUAAGCAAAAUAAGAAUUUAUUAAGCAAAAUAGCCUUAGAAAUGCAAAUUAAAACAUAAUUAUUUGAAUGAAAUAAAUGCCAUGAAUGCUUAACCUUCCAUGUAGUCACUGCCAGCACCCAGAAACCCAGCAUUUCCUCUAUUAAAACUAUCGAAAACAUUUGCACUGCUGUAAAAUUGCAAAAUCUUUAACUUUGGACAAUGUGCUUUAGAAGGGAGAAAGCAAAAACAUUUUGUUGGAGCAACUAGAAAAUUGUCAUUUCCCUCAACCAAAUAAAGUAAUUCUAAUGGAAACAUUCAGAUGAUUUGACCUAAAGAUUGGCCUUUAGGUUUUAUGAGCCUAGAUAGAUGCCGCAAUUAUUUGGUUGUUGCUCUAAGCUUUGCAAGGGAUCCUAAAAGAGGCGGUGGAAGUGAAAAUUCUGGGUCUCCAAGAAAAUUUCUGCACAGCCAGUUCUCCAAUCAGCCUAUCACCCCUUGAAACAUCUUCCCUGUGUCCCUGGGGGCCCCUGAUGCUUUCUCCUUGGGUGAUAGUAACAUGCAGAGCACUUACACAAAGCUCCCUCUUUGGACAUACCCCACGUCGACCUGUCACAGGCCUGGCUGCAGCGAGCACCUCCCUAUGAUGCAGAAUGCUUCUUGGGAAUUAUCUUACUCCUCUGGAGGGUUAGUCCAUCAAUGUUUUGCUUCUUGUCCCAAUACUACUGUGACCCUCUCUGAUCGCACAGAAAUCACUGCCUAUCACGUAUAUCCUGUUAAGCACUGAAGACCCUAUUGAAAUUAGAGUUCUACAGAUGCCAAAAGCUGUACUUUCCAUCAGGCAGAUGGCAAGCUUACUGCCUUGAUGCACAUCUGGAGCCACUGGAGCUCCUUCCUCUCUGGUUCCAGCAUUAAGGUGGAGAACUCCAUGUAGCUUCUUGUCCUUUCCCCUCAGCUGUCUUUGCUUCACAAGGUUUUAGCCCAAAGCAAGAGUGCAAUCCCAAAGCCACAGAGAAAUGAACUUUCUGCUACCUGGAAGCUUUAAGUGAGUAAAUCAGCUUUUCCCCACUCUCAUUCCUAGAGGCACACACCUCAAAAGUUACUAGGCUGGAGAGACCCUACCUUCCAGUGACCCACUCAUCCCCCAGCCACGGAGAAGAGGGAAGACCAAAAAGGGAGAGUGAGAAAGAGGAUGAGAGGGAUGGUCAGCUGUGAGGGGAGGGGGCAAGUGGCCCAGCAAAUGUUGAUGCCUCCCUUCCCAUCUUGCCACGCGGUCUUUUUCUUUUGUAGCACAGCCUCCAUUAAUAACUCCUCGGCUGAGGAUGAAGAUGUAGGCACCUUUACCCCCAGAGCCAGUUCCUUAAUUGGCUGGCUUUCUGAGAUGCAGACCACCCUAGAAUCUCAUCUAGGUUCACUAGAAGUUAGUUAAAUCUUCCUUUCUCUGUCUUUCUCUUCAUUCCAUCCCCCAAACCCACCAAACACUAAGGGAGAGCUCCCUUUGGAUGUCUGGGCAGUAAACCUAGCUCAUUUUUCUAGGAGACCCAGAAGUGACUUCUGAGUAGUUAUCACUGUGUCUGCCUCUGUUACACUGUGCUGCUUUGGUUAAACAGAAAUGCAGGCCUGGACAUCUGACUGUGCCUUUAUAUUCUGAGUGGGGUGCUGCCCCAUGCAAAAAAAUCCAGAGAGGUAGUGAGGUGUCAGAGCUAAACACUUGGUGCUGGGUUUUGCUGAUGCUGGUAUAAUGUGACACAGUACAAUUACAUGCUAAAUUUUGCAUUUUCUCUAUAUAACAUCUAUUUUUCCUGAUACUGUGCCUUUGCCAUUUUGAUAAUGCUAUUUUGAUUGAGUGAAUUUUAUUUCCUUUGUAUUCCCAUAGUGAACAGUAUAUUAAGGUAGAUGCCCUUUAUCUGGGUACUCCUGGUAGAUUAGCUGUUACACCUCCCUUCCCUUUCUUACAGUGAACCUGUAUUCAGUUAUUCUCACUCUGAGAACUCUCCAAUAACAAUUUCUUUUCCACAGUUAACAACACAGCUGUUACACCUCCCUUCCUUUUUUUCACAGUGAACCUGUAUUCAGCUAUUCUCACUCUGAGAACUCUCCAAUAACAAUUUCUUUUCCACAGUUAACAACAAAGUUCUGUUUUUAAAUGAAGAGAUUAAGUUCUUUUUAAAUGCCUAAAGGCAUAUUCUGACAACUUUUCUACUUCUUUAACUUUUUUGAUUUAAGAUAUAUGCAAAGCAAAUAAAUUCAAUAAAGCCUA
Molecule: messenger RNA, 7398 nt
Organism: Pan troglodytes (chimpanzee)
Lineage: Eukaryota; Metazoa; Chordata; Mammalia; Primates; Hominidae
Product: KIAA1210
Exons: 12
Coding region: 244-4698 (1484 amino acids)
Source: RefSeq, a predicted model, not a curated record